GCACAUUCUGGUCACGUGACUCGCAGCGUAGUUAGUCCACGAUGAUAUAAAAAAGAUCACAGUUUAUUUCAUAGUCUCUUUAAUUUAAGGCAAGCUGCUAUCCUUGGGGAGUUCGAGCUACAAGGUAGCUUUGACUCACAAAUAUCAAUCAUGACAGAACAGGCAUUUGUCACCUUGGCCACAAAUGAUAGCUAUGCAAAGGGUGCCAUGGUGCUUGGGACCUCCCUAAAGAUCCACAAGACUUCAAAUAAACUGGUGGUGCUCAUUGGACGGCAUGUGUCAGAUCAGUCCAGAUCUGUGCUUCAAGAGAUCUACGAUGAGGUGAGGCUGGUGGAUGUAAUGGACAGUGGUGACACAGCACAUUUGGUCAUGAUGAAGAGACCUGAGCUUGGUGUCACAUUUACCAAACUGCACUGCUGGACACUAACACACUACUCUAAAUGUGUCUUUAUGGAUGCAGACACAUUGGUGGUAUCAAACAUAGAUGAGCUGUUUGACAGAGAGGAGCUGUCUGCAGCCCCCGAUCCAGGAUGGCCGGAUUGUUUUAAUUCUGGUGUGUUCGUGUUUCGCCCGUCUAAUGAAACCUACGACAAACUUCUUCAGUACUGCACAGAGCACGGCAGCUUUGAUGGAGGAGACCAGGGAGUUUUAAACGGCUUCUUCAGUGACUGGUCAACAGCUGACAUCACCAAACAUCUUCCAUUCAUCUAUAAUAUGAGCAGCAUAGCAAUAUACACGUAUCUUCCAGCAUUUAAACAAUAUGGUGCAAAUGCAAAAGUGGUCCACUUCCUAGGGCGGAUGAAGCCGUGGAGUUACACGUAUGACCCCGAGCAGAGGAGAGUGCGAGGGGAUGUUCAUGAGGCGACCUCUCACCCCAGCUUUCUCCUGGAGUGGUGGCAUCUGUACAGUAGGGAAGUGGUGCCCAUGUUGCUCAGAGAGUAUGGAGACUUGCCCUUUAACUCCGGCUGUGAACAGGAGGAUCCUCUGCCCCCUUUGACCUCAGCAGAGCGCAGGAAGAGGUGGGAACAAGGUCAGGCCGACUACAUGGGAAUAGACUCUUUUGACAACAUUCAGAUAAAGCUUGAUGCUUUCCUUAAAUAAAAAGGAUUCAGUGAGGGGAUAAAAAAAUCGCAAAUUCUCAACAUGCAGUUUUUGCAGAGUAACAAGUUUAGAUACAGUUUACUGUUACUAUUGUUUGGGAAGCAAAUGAGCUAUGCAAUGCUGUUACACUUGUGAUAUGUUAAAUCAUUUCACUCUUUCUUUUUUAUACACUUGCAAGAACUUAAGCCUUUCCAUGCAAAAUCUGCAUAACACUUUCUUGAGCUUAAAAAAGUGAAAAUGUUUAGGUCACUUGAUUGAAUUAAAAACUAUGUUAAAAGCUUUUGUUAUGACAACAUUUUGUUAUGAAUGUAUGUGAAGAAAACAGAAUUGUGCCAACAUCAAAUUCUUAUGUUGCAAAACAAAAUUGUGACCCUGGACCACAAAAUCAGUCAUAAGUCACAUGGGUAUAUUUGUAGCAAUACCCAACAAUUUUCUUCUAAAAAUAUAUAAACAUACAAAUAUCAAAUGAAAGAACAGGCCCCUUUGCUUUCAAACUAACAAUACACAAACUAAAUGGGAAAAAAGUUUCAUCCUAUCUAUAUUUUUUUCUCUGCUUAUAAAAAAGAUGGGUAUUUUUCUUUAAAAAAAAAAUAUAUUUUUUAAGCAAAAAUGUGAAAUAAUGGCAUUUUUUAAAGGAAUUUUGUUAGAGAUUAGAUUCAGAAUGAUUAUCAAAACAUACACACACUGUAAAAAAUACUUUGCUGCCUUAAAGUUUUUUGUUAAAUCAACUCAGAUUUACAAGUCAUGUCAACAGAGAUAAGUUGUCACAACUUAUAAAAUAUAGUUGAGAAAAGGCAACUUAAUUUUAUAAAGGAACUCACCUCUAGUCAAGAUAAAUAAUAGUAAGUUGAAAUGACUUGAAAAUCCAAGUUGAUUCAACAAAAAAAAUACAGUGCAGAGUUUAAAAUUAGUAAAUAACGUUUUGGCAUCAGUUUUUUCAUAAAUUUGGUCAUUUAUAUUGGAUAAUUGCGGUAUUGCAGAUAAAAAAUCAUCAGGAACACGUUUUUUUAAUGCAAAUGUUUUCUCUUAAUUGACGAGAUAAUUUGUCAAUGGUGGGGGAAGAGUUAAAUUAAGAUCAUGUUAGGAUAAUCCUUGUAUCAAUAUAUCAAACUUUUAUUUAUCAUCAAUAAUGUGUUACUAAGCACUUAAUUUGGACAAGGUGAUUUUCUCAAUAUUUAAGUUUUUUUGCAACCUCAGAUUCCCGCUUUUUAAAUAGUUGUAUCUCGGCCACAUUUUGUGGUGUCCUAACAAACAAAACACUAAUGGAAAGCUUAUUCGGUUUUCAGAUGAUGUAAAUCUCAAUUUAGAAAAUUGACCCUUAUGACUGGUUUUGUGGUCCAGGGUCACAUUUAUGUUUUUUUUUUUUAUAAAGCACUUGGGCUUAAUCAUAAAAGAAAAGGAAUAUAUACAAAUCCAUUCAAUACUGUUAAGAAGCAUCUCAGUGUGAGACCUUAAGAAACUGCAUGAUUCUAAGGGUGACUAUUGAAGAUGCCAAAAUAGUUUUAAUUUUGGAUUUUGUAGUCACAGUUCUCCAAGUAACGUGUUAUUCCAAUGUUAGUGAGUAAACUAUUAAACAUACAAAGAAUGAGAAAGUGACCCUAAACAUUUGAUAAGUAGUGUAGUUUUAGGGUAACCCAUCUACCAGCUUUUACUUGACAUGAUGAUCCUUAUAAGCACUUACUGAUAGCACAUAUGUUUAUCAAGUUCAAGCUUGUUUAAUGUAAAGCACACCCUGAGAAGCUACUUUAAAAGGCGCUGUAUAAAAAUUAUUAUUAUUAUCAUCAAGUGAUCAACUUGAAACUUGAUCAAAGCUCAAAUUGCUUUAUAGUGCAAUUUAAACUCGUUUUUUUUUUCAUAUUGCCUGUAUUUUAAAAUGUGUUUACUUUAUAUCAAAAAGUCAAUAUCUUUUAGACAGUUUCUGUAAAUUGUCAUAUGGUUUCACUUUUUCAA
Messenger RNA from Paramisgurnus dabryanus, 3051 nucleotides. It is a transcript of the gene gyg1b, whose product is annotated as glycogenin 1b. Lineage: Eukaryota; Metazoa; Chordata; Actinopteri; Cypriniformes; Cobitidae. Gene Ontology annotation, molecular function: glycosyltransferase activity. The record is from RefSeq and is a predicted model, not a curated record.